Molecule: messenger RNA, 6554 nt
Organism: Pogoniulus pusillus (Red-fronted tinkerbird)
Lineage: Eukaryota; Metazoa; Chordata; Aves; Piciformes; Lybiidae
Gene: DCP2
Product: decapping mRNA 2
Exons: 11
Coding region: 181-1437 (418 amino acids)
Biological process (GO): nuclear-transcribed mRNA catabolic process, nonsense-mediated decay; deadenylation-dependent decapping of nuclear-transcribed mRNA
Cellular component (GO): cytoplasm; P-body
Molecular function (GO): manganese ion binding; 5'-(N(7)-methylguanosine 5'-triphospho)-[mRNA] hydrolase activity; RNA binding
Source: RefSeq, a predicted model, not a curated record
GCUGCACCACCAGGCGGGAGGAGCCUGGAACUGCUGGGCCAAGGCGGUUGGCGGCAGAAGCUGCCGCUCACCUGCGUUCCUUCUCCGUCCCGCUCCCCGCGGGCGGAUAUCACGGAGUCUCGCCCACGCCUCUGAACCGUGGCUCAGGCAUCGCUGUGUCGGGAUGAACCGGGUUUCUCCAUGGAGACCAAACGGGUCGAGAUCCCCAGCAGCGUCUUGGAUGACCUGUGCAGCCGGUUUAUUUUGCAUAUUCCAAGUGAAGAGAGAGACAAUGCAAUCAGAGUGUGCUUUCAAAUUGAACUUGCCCAUUGGUUUUACUUGGAUUUCUACAUGCAAAACACACCAGGAUUACCUCAGUGUGGGAUAAGAGACUUUGCAAAAGCUGUGUUCAAUCACUGCCCUUUCUUACUGCCUCAAGGUGAAGACGUGCACAAAGUUUUAGAUGAGUGGAAGGAAUACAAAAUGGGAGUGCCAACCUAUGGUGCAAUUAUUCUCGAUGAAACACUUGAAAAUGUUCUUCUCGUUCAGGGCUAUUUAGCAAAGUCUGGUUGGGGAUUUCCAAAAGGGAAAGUAAAUAAAGAAGAGGCUCCUCAUGACUGUGCUGCUAGAGAGGUGUUUGAAGAAACUGGGUUUGACAUAAAAGAUUAUAUCUGCAAAGAAGAUUACAUUGAGCUGCGAAUUAACGAUCAGUUAGCACGCCUGUACAUCAUUCCAGGAGUUCCCAAGAACACAAAAUUCAAUCCCAAAACCAGAAGGGAAAUUCGGAAUAUUGAGUGGUUUUCUAUUGACAAGUUACCAUGCCACAGAAAUGACAUGACCCCAAGGUCCAAGCUGGGUUUGGCACCUAACAAAUUUUUUAUGGCAAUUCCCUUCAUCAGGCCAUUGAGGGAAUGGAUUUCCCGAAGGAAUGGAGAUUCCUCGGAUAGUGACAAUGGAUUUUCAUCUACAGGAAGCACACCCUGUAAGCCCAACUUAGAAAAAGCUAGAUCAAAACUUCGCUGUAGUCAGCAAGUGUUUACAGAUGGCUUCUCAGGAGAACAGUGGGUGAAGCCAAAACAGCCACAGAAGCCAUAUAGCCAUACUGAGAUGUCUGAAGUUUUGAAAAUAAAGAGUCAGAGCUUGAGGAGCAAUGGCAGAAAGCAGUAUCAAGACACUUCCAGCCAGAAGAAGCGAACAAAUGGAGUCCACAGUCAACCAGUUAAGCAAAACCAUACUUUGAAAUGUGAAAAAAGGCUUAAUCCAAGAAGACUUCAAGAUAACUUUGAAACAGCAGAUGCAGCCUAUGAGAUGUGUUGCUCCAGUGAAGACACACUGCCAGAACACAUAGAGGGACACUCUGUGGGAUGCAGUGGCCUUUACAAAUUUGCUUGCUCAUCAAGAGCUUUCUUGAGUUUCAAGUUUGACCAUGAUGCCAUAAUGAAAAGUUUUGACUUCUGACAGCAAACUUAGUAGGAACAAAAAUCAAACUUACUGUUGCAGCUGAGGGGGUUUUUUAUUCAGCCUUACUCUUGCUCAGGAGUUUUUUAUUUGUUUGUUUUCAGAAGAAGUGCAGGGACUGACCAGAUGUUGUGGAAGGGCUUUGUCUCUGCAGUAUGGGAGUGACAUAGUCAAGUAUUGCACUUUAAAUGCAGUGUAGCCUUUGUCCACAAUAGUACCUUUCUAGCGUUCAGUUCCUAUCCAUACAUUAGAGGGCAUUUAAUUUUUUUUUUUACUUGCUGUGUGUUCUGUAGAAUGACCUUGACAUUUAAAAAAAAAAAAAGUUGCCAGCUUACUAAGUGUUUUAACUUCUCUGAUGUAAAUUAUUGGACUUGAUGAGUAGUGUAAUAUUAUGGUAGCGGCACUGAAACUGAUAUUCAGAGGGCUCCUCUGUCCUAAUGAUUUUGAAACCAAGUUGCACAUUUCAAACCUAGUUUCAGCCUGUCAUUCCUUCUGUCAUGACUGCCUGUUUAAAACACUUCCCCUCCUUCACACUGAUAGCUUGUUGGCUGGUGAUCAGCAGUACUUGGAGUCAAAUCUAUACAGCAUGUUGACUUCUUGCACCUACUCUUUCUCAUAUCAGAAAGGAUAGAAAAAUGGAGUAGAAUUUAGUAAUUUGAAGUAUAAAGCUUCCCCUCUUGGGUGCUGUCCCCAGUUGAGUAAGAAAAAGCUGUAAAACAUUGUGUUAUCCCUGUUGCAGCUGCUUUCAGAAAACAAAAGUUUAAGGCUCAUCUGUGGGAGGUUAAUCAUGUAGAUUUUAUACUGAAUGUAAAUAAACAUCUAGAUCUCAGUGAGGAGGAAGGUAGAUGCAUGGAUAAUAGAAUCAUUGUGUGACACUAAGUGGCUUAAUCUGGUUUAUAAUGACUAUUCUAAGGGUGUGCAGUAUUGUGUUCUGUGCUGUUGUCUUCAGAUCUUGUGUAGCAUAUGCUCUGUAUAUGUCCAGUAAUAUUGAAUCGCACUUGCAGUUAGCAUUUAAAUGACAUAGCCUCAGUUGUUGUCAGCUGUAAUGCUUUCUUAAUAAAAAUAUUUUUAAAUUGCCGUGGGGGGGAACAUAAAAACAUAGAGUUGAGGUGAUGAACUGUUGUCUUUAUAUUCAGCUUAAGGGAUUUUGGACAUGUGCUUUGCACUGAAAUAACUUUGCAGCAGCUUGUGGUAGCAAGCAUGUUGUUUCAGAUUUCAAAAUGGACAUUAAAAUAAAGGUGAGUAAUUGGGUAAUCUGAUAGGCUGAACGAACUAUGCCUUUGUCUCAUUGCAGUGUAUGCUUAUGCACUGAGUCUUUAUGCAACUUAGAUGUCAUCCAAAAGCAAAAUCCUGGUCUUCCUUCAAGCACCCUACUUCAUUUACCUUUUGUAAUCUGUUAAUCUUGUCCUAUUUCUUAGAAAUAGUUUUAAAGCUAUCUGAUUUAUUUACUUGCCUGACAUCUGGCAAAGUGGGACUCUAAUGCUGUAGCAGUCUUGGUGAUAGGGAUGCUGGACUUCUGUAUCAGUCAACAGGACAAACAAAGGGCAUCACUUCCUCUUUCUGGAGGACAAGAGCCCAGAGUGGCCUUGUUUCUCAAGACCAAAUAGUGAAAUAGUGUGAUCUAAUGGGUUCUUGUGGGUUUUUUUUUGUUUUGUGUUUGUUUGUUUGUUAAUUCUUAAACCUAGCCAACCAAUAAACUGUACUCAGAUGCUGUUCAAAAUAGUAAAUAGUGAAGAACAGUAAUUUCAAAGGUGAGAUAAUGAUAGAGGGUGUUGCUUCAUGCAGCUUCAGGUGAAAACUAAUCUUUAGUUACUUCUUUAGUGCUAGUAGUUGAUUUUCCAGCAAAAAUGCCUUUACUCAAUGAUGAGGCAUUGUUUUAUGUACAUAUUCCAUGGUUGCUACAGCCUGUGGAAUUACCUAAUCAUGCCUUGUGAGUUAUCAAGCUGUGGAAGUCUUUAAUAAGUUAAGUUGAUUUUUUUGACAAAUUACUAUUCUAUUUCAAUUAGUGCUCUGUUAAAUAAGGGGUAUGCUGAUGAAACAGAACUUGGAGCUUCUGUUAAGUGGGAAGUUGUGCCCCAGACAGAGGAAGUCCUUUUAACAAAGCAUAUGUGUCUUUUGAAUAGGUGAUCCUAGCUGUGCUCUGUAUUGACUGAAUCAGGCUUUUAGUGAAAGGUUAGUUCAAUGUAAGAGGUAAUUGGUUGCUUCAUUAAGCAGCUCGAAGUGAAUCUUACACAUAUGUCAUGAUUUUAGUAAAUCUAGCCUUAACACGAGUUGCAAAUGUGAUAAAUAUGCAAUAACUAACACUUCUUUGUAUAAGGGUACUGUUUGUUGCAGUAGCAUUUAUUUUUGUUUUCUCAGUGAGAUCUCUAAAACCAUGUUAAGUGUAGUGGCAUAUGAUCUACCUUAUGGGUUCCAUCAUGCCCUGCACUGUGAACAUUUUUUUAUGGUUUACUAUUGUUUAUAUGUCUUAGCCAUUCUUUUAUAAUUAAGUGUAUUUCUGAGUUCAAAACUACAGUUGACACUAUCUUCGGUAGUCGAGUGAAGAAAUAACAAAGAGAUGUAGAAUUUGAGCCUUUAUUUUAUGGGAGCUAGACAACAAACUCAAGAGCUGAUGCUGAGGUACUUGAAAAACAAACAGUACUCAAUUGGGGAAUGCUUGCCUAUAAAGGUCGUUCUUCAAUUUCAAGAACACUGAAGUCAUGGAAUAAACUUUUAAUAAAAAAACAAACCACAAACUAUGAAUGUGUGCAUGCUGGGAAUCUGAUAUGUGAGAUUUUUAGUACUGUAUUCGCAGAAUGUUCUAAACUUUCAACUCAGUCUGGGAAGAGAGCUGACUAACUGAAUGAUGUGUGUUCUAUGCUGAAAUGCUAUUAACUUCAUCUCCUUGAUGUACACAUGCACUUUUGAAAGUAGCAUGUCUUACUUAGGUUGUAGUCUAGAAGCAGUGGUAAUGGGAAAAAGAGGGAAAAUAGCUUUAUUUAUUGCAUAAUCAAAAGUAUUUUUUUACACAAAUUCUUCAGACCACACUUGCAUAAAUAAUUUCUAAUAAAUGUACAGGCUGUUUCCAGGCUUCUGCGCUGUGCUCCAACUUAUAAUUGAAUUUGGUCGUUGAAGGAAAAUACUAACCAUACUUUACCCACAUAUCGCUAUUAGAACAGUUCAUUUUAAAAACAAGACAGGUUUCAGGUCUGCUUGUUUGUAACAGGCUUGCUCUCAGAGUGUCAGAUAAAUUAUUUUUUCCAUGUUUUGCUUACUGUAGUACAGUUGCUUUAGUUGAUUUGCAGUUAAUAGCUGCACUCGUCAUUCUGGUACAAAAAGCAAGACUAAGAAUCCAAACCCUUAACAGUCUGUGGUACAAAGCAGUAGUGCUGCUCCAUAGGUGACUGACAGCCCAUUUGUUGGGCUUUGUUUUAUUUUUCAGAGGUAAAAUUAGACCUUAAUAUUUUGCAAUAGGACAUUAACUAUGCUCUAUAAAUGUGUUAGCUCAACUCAUUAAGAAGUGUUAAAGAAAGAGGCUAUUAUAAUUUAAAAUCAGUUUACUUGCAGAAAAUAAGUUUUGCACUGCUAAAUAAUCUGCUGCUUAUAUGUUAAUUUUUUUAUCACCAUUUUUCAGCUUUUCAGGCAACAAAAAUAUUUAUUACAGUAAAUUUCUACAAACUAAUGGAAGGUGCUCUUACAGUAAGUUAGGUGUAUAAUCCCACUUUGCACAGUGGAAUGCAUUUAGUGUAGUUUAAGAAUGAAAGUAGGCUAAAUGCUAGUAUUUGCACUGUUCUUAAUCCUGUACAUAAGAACUGGUAGAUGCAGUAGGAUUUGUGCUAUGUGUGCAUUUCUUUGUUUCAAAUAGAUUGUGAACUGCCAAGGAAAACAAAUUACAUUGGCAAUAGUCAAGGUCAUGGAAGAGGAUGUAUUCUGGAUUAGUAGUAGUACAUUGAAAUGUUUUAACGUUUCUUAGUUGAAAAUGUUAUAUUAAGCUCACCUUAACUUACUGUGUAGUAGAUUUGUCUUCACAGAAACCCUUACCUUUAAAUAAUUCUUAGCUCUGAAGUACUUCUGGAAAGUAGAAGUGUCUUCAAUUCCCCCUUCAAUCCUUGCAGGUUAAAAAGAAGUUUUUAACUUAUCAAAAUCAAAAUAAGUUUUUAACUUAUCAAAAUCAAAACUUAACAGGAUACAGACUCUUUAAGCUGUAAUAAGCCCACUAUGAUGUUAACUGAAAAUGCUAUUUUGCCAUUGUUAAUCAUUUCUGCUAGAAGAACUAGUUUCCAGCUUCCUUUAUGAAGUACAGUUCCAGGCAUUUAAGAAAAUAGUAUUACAGUUUAUGCAGCAUUAAUUAUUUUAAAACAAGGCCUUUACAUGGUUUUCAGAAUAUAGAUCCUGCAAAAUUGGUUCUCUGCAACACACUGUUGAACACUGAGGAAAAACUGAGCAAAUUUUUAAAGUCAUGUUUGAGCAAAGUUACUAAGCUAGAGACCUGAACCAUUUAUAUUUUACAGAUUGAGUAAGCUUUUUUUUUUUUUUUUUGGCCUUUUUUAAAGGCAGAAAAGAAAUAAGGUAAACUAAAGGAUUAAGAGCUUUCAGCAAAUACUUCAGAAGCCUAUACUUAACAAAAUUACUUAAGGCUCCUGUUUUAUGUUUGCAGGGCACUGCAGUAUAUGGAAGCUGUACUUCAGCCCUUAAGAGCAGUUUAGCUGGGUUUGCAAGCCACUUCAAAAAGCAAAAUAGACUCCACAAAAGAAAGUGGUGUUUUAUUCAUUAUUUUUUGGCAUUAUGGUAGAUUGCUGUACAUGUUGCGGGACCCAGGCUGACUCAGGUAUUGCUGCCCAAAGAGAAAACUUCUGUGUAGUGUUGCAUGCCUGGCAGAAACUAAGGAGUCAGUGUUGAUUAUAUGGCUCAUACAUGAAGAGUGUUGUCUUCUCCUGUUUAAAGUUCAGGAACCUGAUGUGUUUUCCACACUGCUAUGUAAGUCACAUAUCAAUGAUAAUUAAAUGGAAAGUACGUACAGGUAAUAGGGUUAAAGCCAUGUAGAGUUACAGAUUUAUUGAAUUUCCAUGAUGUUAUCUUGAAAGUAUGCAUUACUCAACUCUUCAGUUUUAGUAAAUAAAAUUGAUUUACUACCUGCA